This is a messenger RNA of Scatophagus argus, 5931 nucleotides long. RefSeq names its product leucine zipper putative tumor suppressor 2 homolog. The transcript is spliced from 9 exons. Lineage: Eukaryota; Metazoa; Chordata; Actinopteri; Scatophagidae. The record is from RefSeq and is a predicted model, not a curated record. Gene Ontology annotation, biological process: negative regulation of canonical Wnt signaling pathway; cell division. The coding region runs from base 691 to 3048 and encodes 785 amino acids.
UGAACAUUUAGGCCUCGGCUAAUGGCUUUGUAUUUAAAAUAAGGAUAUAUGUCAGAGUAUAAACGGCACAAAUGGCAUAGACAUGAGGUGUAAAAUGAAAAUGCAAACGGAAAGAUUUAAAGACUUUACUAUAAAUACAAACUAAUUACAUAAACAUCCGAGGGAGAAUUCGCUCCAUCGGUCGUCGCAUCCCUCCCUUGUGGACCCACCUUGCCCUUCCGUCCCGGUCAUCAACCUGGAGCAGAGAGAGAGCCCGCCCCGCAGAGCAGCAGUCCGGGAACUGCCGGUACGAGUACCAAACACACUCCCGCCUGGGCAGCAGCGGCGGAGCAGCAGUGGAUCUACCGAGCUUUGGUAGGACUUGGACGCGUUUUGGGAGACGGAGCAGAGCGUAACUACAGAGAGAAAAGAAGAGGAGAUAUUUUAUCGGGGAGGGGGGAGAUCUGAUUUUUGUUUUUUUUAAAAAAGUUGUAUUACGGAUACAUUUACUGUUGUAGGAAAUAUGGCUGUGCGGGCUGCUCGUAAAGAACGUCUUGUUUAAGGCCUGAGUGCAGGAGAAGAGGCCGAGACGGGGGCGAGGUCCUGGGAUGAGAGCUCUCUGCUGUUUUCCUGUCUGCCCCAGACCUCCAGGAGGAGUACGCUGGGUGACACUCUGAGAGUGUGUGGUGUCUCUGACUCCGUCGGGGUGCCAUGGCUCUGGUUCAGGCACUACCUGUGACUGUGACUGACCACCCCAAUCAAGGUCUCGACGUCCAAAAGUGCCGACCGCUUUCGUCACACUCCCCCUCAGGCCCCUGCCCUGGCCCCUGUGGGCCCUGCAGCUCUGGGACAGCCAUGGGUUCUGUCAGCAGUCUCAUAUCGGGCCGGACGUACCAGGAGAGACACUGCCGGGCCGCCAGUGAAUUCACCACUAAGUCACGCCGCUCCACGCCGGCUACCAGCUGCUUUCGGCUCCAGGAUAACACCCUCCGCAGCGGGAGCUCCCUGGAGCAGCUGCUGGUCAUCAGCAACCAAACUCAUGCCCAGGCCCAGGUACUGCCUCCACCACUGCCCACCAAGAAGCAGCCACGGCCUGGUAACUCUGCUGGAACAGGUAGUGGAACAGUUGCUGGAGCAGUGGGUGGUGGCACUACUGGAAACUUUGGACAUGUGAGCGAUGAGGUGGUGGUUGGAGACUGGAAUGACAACUUGGUUCUGGCAGCAACAAGCCCCUGCAGUGACUCGGAGGACCAAAGGGAUAACAGAACUCUGAAUGGCAACAUAGGAGGACCUCCGCCCAAACUCAUCCCAGUGUCUGGACAGUUAGAGAAGAACAUGGAGAAAGUACUGAUUCGUCCUACAGCAUUCAAACCUGUCAUUCCCAAGAACCGUCACUCUGUGCAGUACUUGUCACCACGACCAGGGGGCAGCAGUCUGUCUGAGAGCCAGGCCAGCCUCAACCUCCUGUUGCCCCUCGGGGGAUCCAAAAGCACCAGUGGCACAACCGGCAUUGGAGGGAGCAGCAGUUCCAGCUCUGAAGGGAAGCACAGCUCCUACAGUGGAGGCCGCAAUGCUCGGAGCAGCCAGUCCUGUUCCAUGUCAGAUUCAGGGAGGAACUCCCUCUCCAGCCUCCCUACACACAGCAGCACAGGCUACAGUCUGGCCCCCAGUGAGGGCUCCAGCUCUGGGUCUGGUUCCGGGGGCCAGCUGGAGCCCGUGACAGGCCUCGGCCGAAACACUUCAGGUGGAAGUGGGAGCCAUGGUCACACUAACUCGGACAGUGGACGUUCCUCAUCCAGCAAGAGCACAGGCUCUGGGUCGCUAAGUGGGCGCGGGCAGCCCUUGUCAGACAGUGGGUCUUGUGGACACUCACCGCCACCCGUGGAGGGCUACGAGGCAGUGGUGAGGGAGCUGGAGGAGAAGCUGAGGGAACGAGACCUGGAGCUCCAGCAGCUCCGGGAAAAUCUGGAUGAGAACGAAGCUGCUAUCUGCCAGGUGUACGAGGAGAAGCAGCGUCGCUGUGAAAGUGAGAUGGAGGAGCUGAGACAGAGCUGUGCAACAAAGAUGAAGCAGGCUUCUCAGAAAGCCCAGAGGGCACAGCAGGUGCUACAGCUACAGGUAUUUCAACUACAGCAAGAGAAAAAGAAGCUACAGGAGGACUUCUCCUCUCUGCUGCAGGACAGAGAGACGCUGGAAAAGAGGUGUGCCACCAUCCAGAGGGAGCAGACCCAGCUGGGACCACGUCUGGAGGAGACAAAGUGGGAGGUGUGUCAGAAGUCAGGAGAGAUCUCCCUGCUGAAGCAGCAGCUGAAGGAGAUCCAGUCAGAGCUUAGCCAGAAGGCUGGAGACAUUGUAGUGCUGAAGGCCCAGCUGAGAGAAGCCCGUUCUGAACUGCAAGCCAGCCAGGCGCGAUCCCAGGAGGCCCAAGCGGCCCUGCGGACGCGAUCUCUGGAGCUAGAGGUCUGCGAGAACGAACUGCAGAGACGCAAGAGCGAAGCUGAGCUGCUCCGAGAGAAACUCGGCCGUGUGGAAGAGGAGUCAGCCCGCCUCCGUGAAGCUCUGUCCAAUCACAGCGGACUCUCUCUACCGGGAAAUGCAACCAUGAAGGGGCAAUGCAUGAGCCUGUCCCUGCAACAGGGCAGAGGUGUGGCAGGAAGAGGUGGCCCCAGUCCCUGUGUGUACCGCGAUGGGGAGGAGACUCAUCUUGUCUGGGGAGGAGAGAGUGAUGAAGCCAAGGCGCAAAGGCAGAACACAGAAACAGUGUUGGGACUCAGACAACAGGUGGAGAGGCUGAAGGCCGAACUCAUGUAUGAGAGGAGGACUAGCGAGGAGCAUCUUUCACGGUUCGAGGAUGAGAGAAGGGUGUGGCAGGAGGAAAAGGAAAAGGUAAUCCGCUACCAGAAACAGCUGCAGCAGAACUACAUCCAGAUGUACCGUCGAAACCGGGAUCUCGAGCGAGUGAUGAGGGAACUGAGUCUGGAGCUGGAGAACCGGGACAUUGACGACUAUGAGGUCCACAGUGGCAGCAACGACAUUCACUUUGAGGAAAUCACCGCCACUGAGAUUUAGAAGAAAAACAAAAAACAAACAAAAACUCCACUCACACACUUACAGUAAUAUGAGCACCGAAACAUGGAAGCACAACUCACAACAAACUCUGAGGAUGUAAACCAAACAUUGAACUCUGGGGCAAAUACUGCACUAUCUUCAACAUGGCUUUACCUGCACCACUGAGCGAGCACUCACAGCUUGUCACUGUUAUAAGGAAGAUCUCCCAAAGGUGCAUUCUUACUUUCUGCUAACAGACAUGUUCUUAAAUAAAUUUUUAAAAGGCGUCGCUCCUGGCGCUUUAAAUGGGUUUUAGUCCACUACAAAGCCAGCACAAAGACUUGCUAUCCUUCCAUAGGAGCAAAAGCAGUGAAAAAAGUGUUUAUUUCUCAGACCACAUUCAAAUCAGGGUACUGAAAAACAAUGGGAUCUUAAAGCAAAAAAAAAACAAAAAGGUUGGCACAUGCACAGCAGUCUGGUCAAAGUUCGGUCACACCUUUCUUAGCAGUACAUAAGGUUGAGCGCCAGGCCACCAGCAUGCAUGUAAUGAUGCCCCAUGUCAGCUGUUAAUGAUGACUUCAUCACCUGCCCACCCUGUACUAUCCAACCACACAAGCUGCAGCAAACAGCUGCAUUCGCCUUGCGAGCAACUGCUAAAGGUAAAAUAACACCAAAUAUUACAACGUCUGCCAUUUGUCUCUGAUGGUGUUCAGAAGAUCGGCAGUUCAUUUCAUUUUACAAAUCAUAAUACAUCAUAUUAAAGAUAUGAUGUCCUUCCUCAGCAGUGUGUAUUUGAAAAAGAAUGUAUUGUGACUGUUAUCACUCCAGAGAAAUGCAGUAUAAAUGGUCACUGAAACAAUCUGCUCGCCAAGGGAAACACGGUACCGUUUUGCACAAUUUUCCCGCUCUCUUUUGUUCACGAUAACUGUAUUUCGUUUUGUGAAGCAAAUAGCAUAACUUAAACAAACCAGUUUUGACAUUUGUUUCUUGGAUUGCUUACAUGUGGACAUCCUAUUCUGUCAUUUCCCAAACCGCAGAGGACACAGAAACCAAAUGUUCAAAGGCAAUGCUUUAUUUGAAUGCUUGAUCGUGUUUUCUAGACCACCAACAGUCAAGCCGUUGAGCUUGAUCGACGUUUCAACUCGUUUAGACCAUCUCAUAUAAACAUUUACAUUUUGCAAUUAUGUAGUACUAGGAAGAAGACUGUAGCAUGGGAGAUUUCACCAGGAUGCUGCUGAUUCUCACCUUUCUGUCUUUUUUCUGUCUUUGUCUGCUCUCUCGUUCCAUCUCUAUAUCAACAACUCAGCUACUUUUAUAAUAGUGAAAAGCACCUCAGCGGUCGGUAUUAGGAAACUAAAAAAGGAGCACAUUCUUUCAGUGUGGUCAUGGCGUCACUGAGAGAUGUAAGCCAGUGUUUGAACUGUAAGCAUGCUUAUUCAGAGUUUCUGUUUAUUCCUCUUCAUUCCCAUUAGUGAUCUUUAUUUAGCUUUUGGCAACCCAAAGCCAAAUAACACACUUUAAAGUCUUCCUAGUCUCCCCAGGACUAUAAUCUUCACUGACUGCUAUACAGGUAAUGAGACUGGCAUGUCUGCAUGUCUUUGUUAUAUCAGAUUUCAGAAGAAGCCUGUUCAGAUUGCAGUAAGAUGAGAAUUUGCAGAUGCUCCAGCACUGAAUGUCCUUAAGGCAGGCUGGCUGGUAAAACCCUCAAUAUAAACUGGCGAGGAGCAUGUUGACAUAUGAAGCUGUGGGUAGCUCUGUUUUCUCACAGUGUAUGCAGGGCUGUGUUUUCACACUAAGCAUGGCAGGUCUCUAUGAGAAAAAAAGUACUGGGCUUAAAACUUAUUUUACAAAGAGUCUAUAUCAAGGAAUAAUAGUUAAAUGGAAAUCUAUAUAAUGGAGCAGAUGUUGUAUAUUUUUAUAUAUAUAGCACCUGGAAAUAUUUUGUUGUAGUACUGGUUUAAGUGUGGGUUUAAUAUACAAAGUAUAAAGACUUCUCUCUCUCUCUCUAUAUAUAUAUCUAUAUCUAUCUAUCGCACACCAGUAUUUCAAAUGAUGGAUCAGUUAAGUGGAGGGAGCAGCAUAGAAAGAGUGCACCUAAUACUGUAAUAAUGCAUGAAAAUAUGUUUACAUGAUAUAAUCCGUGUGACACAAACAUACACUCUAAUGACCAAACUUUGCAGCUGAUAAAACCAGUGGGAGCUUUUGUUUUGGGCUCAGUUUUGGACCUGUUGUCUCUCCAUUUUGACUGAUCUUACAUUUGAUUGUCAGUAUCAUAAAAUCACGCCGGUUCAUAUCUCCAUCGUUGGGUUUUGUGCAUGUCAUUCAUUUACAAAUGCAUGAGACAGGUCAUUUUUGAGGGACUUCUUCAUCAAGUUGAGAUAUUUUGUAGAAUAUGAAAAGUCAGCACGGUGCAUAAGUUGCUAAAAUAAAGCCAUGGGAAAUAACUUUUAAUGGAACAAGUCAGGUUUGUCCAACCAUAUUGAAUAUGUCGACUGUUAUUUACUCAACACAGAUGCAACACAGGCUUGUGUAGUAAAGUCCCUCAUUGAAGAGUACCGUAUGCAUCUCUGACAUCCGUCUUUUCCACAUAUCACAGUUCUCUUCAUCAUUGCAUAACCGUUUUCUGUGUAAAUAUGUAAAACACUAAAUAGUAUAACAGAGUGACAUUGUCUUUUAUUUAGACAAAAUACCUAUUUCAAACGUAGCCACUGUGACUAGACCAAAGCAAAGUAACACAUUUCUGUUUUGUGUGGCAUUUUUUUCAUCCGUUUGUGUGCAUUUUUUUUUUAUGUUUACUUAGGUUGCGUCUUCAGUAAAUCACGUAGUUGUUCAUGUAUAUUUUUAUGUGUACAUUUCUUGUACAAAUUACUGUUUUUAAUUAAAGAACAAGUUGUCACACCUUAA